GUGUAGGAAUGAUCUGGUGCUUCUCUAAUCUCCUUUUUUUCUCUUGUUUUCCGGUAUUGUCGCCGAGCUCUGCAACAAAAAAGAAUCUCUUUUCCGUAGCAAACGAAGAGAUCAAAGCUUAUAGCUUUAAUGGUGGAUUUGUUGAGGUUCUCAAAAGGCAUGGGGAACCUUUAUGUACAAACUGUUCCUCCUCCUGAUCUCAAUAAGAACACAGAAUGGUUCAUGUAUCCUGGCGUUUGGACCACCUAUAUUUUGAUCAUUUUCUUUUCAUGGCUCGUUGUGUUAUCAGUGUUUGGAUGCUCUCCUGGAAUGGCCUGGACCAUUGUGAAUCUCGGCCAUUUUAUGGUCACAUAUCACUGUUUUCAUUGGAAGAAGGGAACUCCUUUUGCCGAAGACCAGGGCGUGUAUAAUGCUUUGACUUGGUGGGAGCAAAUGGACAAUGGGAAGCAGCUUACUCGCAACAGGAAAUUUUUGAUGGUUGUUCCUGUUGUCUUGUAUUUGAUUGCUUCUCAUACAACAGAUUAUCGCAAUCCAUGGAUUUUCCUCAACACUAUUGCCUUCUUCGUGCUGGUCAUUGCCAAGCUCCCAAAUAUGCACAAGGUUCGCAUAUUUGGAAUUAAUGCGGAGUGACGGAUCUCAUGAAAGUGUCAAUCCCUGUACAGAUAGCCAUACCUUAGAAGAUGACUUCUUUACAGUUGGAAUUGAGCUAUAAUCUAUAUGUUGCAUAAGGUUUUACUGUGUUCUUGAAAGGUGGAAAGAGUGUUUGUGCGUGUGCUUAUGUAAAGUUGGCAUUUUCUCUUUCCUCGUAUAGGAGUACAUGUACAUAUCCAGAAUCCUGGAGGCCCACUACGAGCAUCUAAUCUUUUCCUUACCCAGGCUGGUACAUGUACAUAUCCAGAAUCCUGGAGGCCCACUACAAGCAUCUAAUAUUUUCCUUGCCCAGGCUGAUAGGAACAAAAGGAACUUUCACCAGCAAAAAAAUAGAUUAUGGCCUUUAUGGGUUUUUUUUU
Messenger RNA from Amborella trichopoda, 1010 nucleotides. RefSeq lists its product as uncharacterized. NCBI's taxonomy places the organism in Eukaryota, Viridiplantae, Streptophyta, Magnoliopsida, Amborellales, Amborellaceae. Gene Ontology annotation, cellular component: endoplasmic reticulum membrane. The record is from RefSeq and is a predicted model, not a curated record.